CACGUGCUCAUUUUCACACACACAACGAGAGCGAAAAACAGAGUAGCAAGGAGGCGGCCAUGGUGACCCUCGACGGCGCGUCAACGCUGGCGCAUCCAUGGGAACCAUGGAGCUUGCUCUACCAGCUCGGUGCAGCACUGGUGGCUCUGUGGUGGGCAUGGCUGGCUCUCGACCGGGCCUGGCUCCGGCCGCGGAGGCUGGAGCGAGCGCUGCGGGCCCAGGGCCUCCGCGGCACGCCGUACCGCUCCCCGGCCGGCGACGUGCCGCUCAACGCGCGGCUCAACCGCGAGGCGAGGGCACGGACCAUGCCGCUCGGUUGCCACGACGUCGUGCCCCGCGCGAUGCCGAUGUUCCACCAGGCCAUCAAGGAGAACGGCAAAAUGUCAAUCACCUGGUUUGGAUCAGUGCCUAGGGUGACCAUCACCAAGCCUGAGCUGGUGCGAGAGGUGCUGUCCAACAAGUUCGGCCACUUUGAGAAGCUCUCGUUUGGACGUUUGCAGAGGUUGCUGCACAAUGGUGUGAGUGGCCACGAGGGCAAGAAAUGGGCCAAGCACAGGAGGAUCAUUAACCCUGCCUUCCAUCUAGAGAAGCUCAAGCGAAUGAUGCCAGCUUUCGCUGCGUGUUGCACGGAGCUGGUGGACAAGUGGGAAGGUUUAGCCAGAGGUGAUGAGCCAUAUGAACUUGAUGUGUGGCCUGAGAUGCAGAGCCUGACAGGGGACGUCAUCUCACGCGCCGCAUUCGGCAGCAACUACCUCGAAGGCAAGAUGAUUUUCCAGCUUCAGGGAGAGCUGAUUCUGCACGUCGGCGUCGCCAUGAAUAGGAUAUACAUUCCUGGUUACAUGUAUCUGCCGACCAAAUCCAACAGAAGGAUGAAGCAGAUCGCUGCGGAGAUCGAGGGGAUGCUGAAACGCAUCAUCGCAAAGAGAGAGCGCGCAUUGAAGGCCGGGGAAGCAAGCAGCGACGAUCUCCUCGGUAUCCUGCUGCAGUCGAACGUGGAGCACAGCAAGGGCAAUGGCAAUGGCAAUGGCAGCAGCUCGACCACCAGUCUCACCAUCGACGAUGUGGUCGGGGAGUGCAAGCUGUUCUACUUCGCCGGCAUGGAGACAACCUCGGUGCUCCUCACGUGGACGAUUGUCGUGCUCUCCAUGCACCCGGAGUGGCAGGACCGCGCCCGGGAGGAGGUCCUGCAAGUCUUCGGCUCACGCGCCCCGGAUUACGACGGCUUAAAUCGCCUAAGAAUCGUGACAAUGGUGCUGUACGAGGUGCUGCGGCUGUACACGCCAUUGACGGCCCUGCAGCGCAAGACGUACAAGCCGAUGGAGCUGGGCGGGGUGAGGUUCCCGGCGGGCGUGGUGCUGGUGCUGCCGCUGCUGUGCAUCCACCACGACAGGGACGUGUGGGGGCCCGACGCCGACGAGUUCAGGCCGGAGAGGUUCGCGGAGGGGAUCGCCAAGGCGUCCAGGGGCGGCAGGGAGGCGCUGGCGUUCUUCCCGUUCGGCGGGGGCCCGAGGACCUGCAUCGGCCAGAACUUCGCGCUGCUCGAGGCCAAGAUGGGCCUCUCCGUCAUCCUGCAGCGCUUCUCCUUCGACCUCUCGCCGUCCUACACGCACGCGCCGUUCCCCGUCGGCCUGCUUCAGCCGGAGCACGGCGCGCAGGUCAGGCUCACCAGGCUUCGUCACUGAUAAACACUCUAUUUCAGAAAAGGGUAAACACGAAACACCUCCCAGACAGCCAAUGUGGUGCAGGGACAUGAUAUGCUCAGAACUAGUCAAACUACCUGCAAAGUGUGAAGCAUAUGAAUAAGCGAAGUGUUUUUGGUUUGCUCGGAUGUUUACAAAAUUGGUGUAGCAAGUGCUUUUACGGGCCACUGGUAUUAUGCUUGUGCUAAUGCUAUGGUGCUAUAAUAUACCUAUAAUAUAUUAUAAAACAAUAAUGUUUAAAGUGUAAUUUUCAAAUAUACAUACAUCAGAUAAUGGAAAGUUAUCUGAUGUAAUUCAGC
Molecule: messenger RNA, 1999 nt
Organism: Oryza brachyantha (malo sina)
Lineage: Eukaryota; Viridiplantae; Streptophyta; Magnoliopsida; Poales; Poaceae
Product: cytochrome P450 72A11-like
Exons: 5
Coding region: 60-1682 (540 amino acids)
Molecular function (GO): iron ion binding; oxidoreductase activity, acting on paired donors, with incorporation or reduction of molecular oxygen; heme binding
Source: RefSeq, a predicted model, not a curated record